Chelonoidis abingdonii (Abingdon island giant tortoise) is the source of this 6178-nucleotide messenger RNA. It is a transcript of the gene COLEC11, whose product is annotated as collectin subfamily member 11. The record is from RefSeq and is a predicted model, not a curated record. NCBI's taxonomy places the organism in Eukaryota, Metazoa, Chordata, Testudines, Testudinidae.
CCCGGACGUGCCACCCUAACAAUGGACAGAUGUGCCGCCCCUUUCGAUUGGCCGCCCCAGGCUGAGCACAAGACGAUACAUUCCCUUUCUGAAUGGCCCAAAGGGCAGGGGUUCUGCACUGGCUGCACCACAAGUGAACUUUUGAACAGGAGGGCAGGAUCACAGAGCUGCUGCUUCCCCUCCCAGCCCCUUUGUGCAGUGCUGAGUGCCCACAGAAGAAUAGAGGGAACAGUUGCUACUCUCUGCUGAAGUACUGAAAUUGUAUUUGUGACCCUCUCACAGGGGCAUCGUGGUUUAAACUGUUUGGUUUAUUAUUUUAAAUAGUUUAAAGUUGUUGAUGGGUUUUGUUCCCUAGGCAGAACUUUCUCCAUAGGGUGUGAUCCUGCACUCCAUUGACUUCAGUGGGAGUUGUUUCAACUGGGUUAAGAUCGCUCUCAGUCCUUUCUAUUUAUUUAUUUUAAGAAGUGGGUUUAGGGGCCAAUCCUUUAUUCCACGUGCAGGGUGAACUCCUGGUGAUUUUGGGGAAAAGCACUUUCAAGUGGUUUUGUUUGAUAAUUUUUUCUUCUUCUUGUUUCCUGCUAGAAAAGCCAUCCUUACCUCUCCGUUAGAGAAACCAUUUCUUUCUCCUUAAAUGAACCAAAGUCAUUAAUGAUUUCUUUCUUUUUUUUCCCCCCCUUUUUUGGGGGAAAAAAGCUCUCAGGAAUGCAUUCCCACUACAAUGCCUGGUCUUCCCCUUAACACUCUGAUUUUUUUGCUUCUUUUAUUCAACCUUUCUAUGUUGUUAUUUACUUGUAAAUCCCUGAAUGUUUAUUAUCUCUUUUGCUGCUAACUUCCUUCAAAGAUUUUUUUGAUUCUUUUUAUAUGUCCCUUCUUGUCUCGCAAAGUUGUAUUUAUGUAGAGAGAUUUAAAUAUGUAUCUAAAUAUGUUACAUUGCUAUUGUAACAUGAUCUUCAAAGCCUUGAACUGAAUUCAUUUUGCUGCAUUCUUUAUGUCAAACAGUUUCCUUAGCAUUUCAUUGAGAGCAUUGCUAUUUGUACCCAAUUCUGUGUAAUACUAAUUGCCCCUUUAUUGUCACUGAAGUCAGUGGCACUUCUUAUGUAAAUAAAGGUAAAUAGGAUUAGACCCUUAAUUUGACAUUGUGGCCUUUCUAUAUUUAUAUUAGUAUGUCCUCUCUCUUUGAGCUUUUUGCACUGACAUAAUUUUACCAUAAUCUAGUCAAGUUUUAAUCUCUAGUAAUUAUUGAAAAAUAAUUUUAAAAAGUGGGUUGUUUGCCAGGUUCCAGCCUAAUGUGGAAAUGAAAUGGCCAAGAGAUUAAACCCUGAGGAUCUAUAUUUAUAAUGGAAAAAGCUGUUCAGAUUUUUAACUCUAACUGUGCUGUUGAUAUUUCUGUAAGAAACUUUACACUGUAAGUUACUAACAAAUGUAUGAGCCCUUUGUUAAAGACUAGUUAAUUGUUAGUAUAAUGUGGGCCACAGUUGUUGGUUGUGGUGACAAAAAGGGGGGGAGUAGGUUGUUUUUUUUAAUGAAUCUGCCUUUGCACAUCCAAAUGGCUCCCUAAGGGCUUUAUCCGUGAUACUGACUGUACAAAAAUGCACAUGGGGCUUAAUCCUGAGCUGUGCCAAGCAUGAGCUUGACAAAGCUGGUGCUGGGGUAGUGGGAAGGGAGACAAAGGUGUCUAAAUCACCUUUUAUGUCCUCCUUGAUCAUCUGUCCAACAAUGGCCAAGAUAAGUCAGAAUGCAAAGGAUUUAUCUCUGAUCCUUGUCCAUCCCUGAUGUGCCUCUUGAGCGGAGGGUAGGAGAGCCAGUGACAAUGACUUCAGAACACCUGAGGAUUCCCAUUGGCAAGGUGACUUUUUGGUUGUUCCUUUAGGACCAUGGGGGAAAACUCUGAUGCUUAAAGUAUAUAUGAAUUACUUCUCUCGGCACUGAAGUGCCAUUAUAUACUGAAGGGUUAAAAUGUGACAACUGUUUAGGAGUAAACAGCAACAACAUAAUAGACCAAUUCAGGAGUUAUACUGUAGAAUUUCUGAAUGUUCUUCUCCCUCAACAGGCAUCGAACUUCCCUUUGUCAAUGGGUAGUUCCAUAUGGGUGAAGAAAACAGAAAGGCUUGGAAGAGACCAGCCAUGUGGAGAAUUGAGUAUUUACAUUAUUGUGCAGUGUGUGGAGUUUCUGCUCUUUAAACAGUGGCAUGCUUUACUCCAGAAGUGAAAAAUACUUUAGCCAGUUGCAAAAAUAGGGGAAAUUGGGAUAGGGGAAGAAUGUAUUAAUUACAUACAUUGGAAUUUUAGUAGUCUUUUGAAUAUCAGUUGCAGAAAUUAAAGCAAUGCAGGAAAAUUGUGCUCUGGUGGGAAUGUGUGUGUGGUUAGUUGGAUCUAAAUGGUUACAAAUGGGGCUUUCUGUUAGUGAGGGGGAGGGGACAGUGAGAAUGCAUUCCCAAAAAAGUACAUUCCCAAAAUAAGCAGCUUACAUCAUAGACCUCUUCAGUUUUCCCACACUUCUUUCCUAAUUAUUGUGCUGCAGGACAGCUGAUCUAUUUCAAACAGGAAGUUGUUUACAGAUAACACUUGCAACUGUUCUGUCUGAUUUAUUGAACUGUCCAAAAGCAAAAGACAACAUCUUUUCAAAUUAAAAACUGUCAGAUUUCUGUAAACAGCAGCAUGAGGGUCAUCUGUGCAAUUUCCCUGAAGGCAGAGUGUGCUCUGCAGUCCCCAUUUUCUCAGCAAUCAUAAGGAGUCAGUGACCUGCAAGCACUCAUUAUGAAGGAAGAUCUGUUUUUUCUGGUGACUCUAAUUAGCCUUGCCUUCCUGUCACUGUUAAGAUCUGGAUAUCCUCAACAUAUUGCAGAAGAGUCUUGCUCUGUUCAGAUUCUUGUUCCAGGCCUCAAAGGGGAGGCUGGAGAAAAAGGGGAGAAAGGUGCUCCAGGGCGGCCGGGGAGAGUUGGACCUCCAGGAGAAAAAGGAGAAAUGGGAGACAAAGGACAGAAGGGCAGUGUGGGUCGACAUGGAAAAAUUGGUCCCAUCGGUUCAAAAGGUGAAAAGGGAGAUAAUGGGGAUAUAGGGCCACCUGGUCCUAAUGGAGACCCAGGCAUCCCUUGUGAAUGCAGCCAGCUAAGGAAAGCUAUUGGGGAAAUGGAUAUCCAAGUGGCCCAGCUGACAACUGAAUUAAAAUUCAUAAAAAAUGCACUGCCCUCCCCCGCAGCUGUCGCUGGUGUGCGUGAGACAGAUAAUAAGAUAUACCUACUGGUGAAAGAAGAGAAAAGAUAUAUGGAUGCCCAGCUCCACUGCCAUGGAAGAGGAGGAACACUGACCAUGCCAAAGGAUGAGAAUACCAAUAGUCUGAUUGCUUCUUACAUCAAUCAAGCAGGGCUCACCAGAGUUUUCAUUGGGAUCAACGACCUGGAAAAAGAGGGCAAUUUUGUGUAUUCUGAUCGAUCACCCAUGCAGACCUUCAACAAAUGGUGCAGCGGUGAACCCAAUAAUGCCUAUGAUGAGGAGGACUGUGUGGAAAUGGUGGCCUCUGGUGGAUGGAAUGAUGUUGCCUGUCACAUUACAAUGUAUUUUGUUUGUGAAUUUGACAAAGAAAAUGUGUGAGGAUGUCUGCUCCGUCCCCCUUCCCCAUUUGAAGCAGAUUGUAUAACUUACCCCUUGUUUAUAAAGUACCAGUUAUAUUUUACAAGUAUAUAACAUCAGUGUUGUACAGCUGUAAAUAUAAUUAGGUAUUUCAAAUAUCAAUAUUUACCCUUCAGAAGGGAAGAGCAGAGUUAAAUAAGACAUAGUUUGUCUUGCCCUAAGAAAAUAUGUAUCUAGAUAAGAUCCAUAUUCUGCCCUCACUGCAAUUAAUGAAUGAAGUUGCAUGACAGCAAUGGAGGGCAGAAUUUGGCUCUUUGAUAUUAUAAUAUUGUUUCUGAAGACGUAGAUUCUUGAUAUUGUUUUAUCUUAACAUUUUUAAUUGUUAAUAUUAAUUGCUCAUACUGGUUUACAAAGAUGGCAUUUCUGGCUAUUUCAAGCCAUAAGGAAAAGUUUUUGUAUACUCUAGCUACUUAAUACAACUAUUGCAAUAGGGUUCUGAAUGGGCAGGCUUUGUACCUGUUUCUGUGACACAUACACAAGCCAACCAACCCAUUAGUUCUACCAUUUUUGUAACAUCUUUUUAUUAAACUGUUUACAAAUAACAACACAGAGACACACUUCAGGGAGCGAACUCAUUUACACUGCCUUAGAGAGUCUAAAUGGCUCAUAAUUCAAUACUAGACGGGGAUAAGCCAACUUUGUGUUUCUUCAGAAAAUGCAAUGCCAGGUUCUGUUUGUUUUACAUGUUGUUUAACUGAGGGUGGGACUGUGCGUAAACUAUUUGAGUGAUAAAAAAAUUUGCCAAAGGAAGCUAGUACUCUACAGUUGUAUUUGAGCCCUGCUGGAACACUCUUGGAUGGCAUUCUAGCACUUUUUGGGGAAGCUGAAAUGGCAUUUUAUGACCCUUAGGAUAUUUGCAUUCUGUCACUUCUCAAGUGCAGCACUCACUAGUCUAUUUUUGCUUAAGAUAUUCAUGAUUGAUAUUUUUGGUUGCAAAACACAAGGAGGGCUUCCUGAGUACAUCAUGAGUCUCACGAAAUCUUUGUUGUCCAACAGUUCCUUUCACUGGGACAAAUGCUGAAGUCUUCACUUAGCUUUCACUCUGUCCUUAACUUGAUGUCAGCGGAAGAUUGCCCUUAGUAAGGACUCUAAAAAGGGCCAAAUUCUCUGCAGGCAUAAAUGAGCACAGCUCCAUUGACUUCAAUAGAUUUCAUUUAUUUGUCCCAGCAGAAAAUUUAUCUCUGAGUAAGGACUUCAGGAAUUGGUCCUUUAUUUUGUUCUUGUGAUUACUGCUCUUCCUGGCUAUAUCUUCUCUUAAAUAAAAUCUUACUUAUUUAAAAAAAAAAUUCAGUACACCUAUAAAGAGAUAGUUCCAAAAGAAUGCAGUAAGUCAUUUUGCCCCACUUAUUUGUGUAUCCAAUUCACAACUGCAUGUGACUGAAAAAUGUGGUAUAUUUUUGAAGGGUAUAACUGGACAAAAAGAGUUAAGAAUAUUGGAUAUUUGUAGUGGCCUGUUGCAAUUCCUCUCAUCUUUUAGUCAACCGCUCUACAUAUGAAGGUCACUGGGAAACCUCUGUCUAUUGUGUUUUUCAGACAGUGUGGGUAUACAAUGUUUUAAAUAUUUUUUAAGGGUAAACAACACUAAAUAUGAAACAAUCCCAAAGCAUGUAUGAUCAAUCUGGAAGAAAUAUCUAGAAGAAACUGAAAACAGGCUUGGCGUGUGAUUUCAGAUAGCCUCCCCAUAUUAGGCAAAACCAAAUUAAUAAGCUACUGUACGGUGCUACAGUUAACGAAAGAUUACUGACCACAGGACUUUUGCUCAGUUCCUCAAAGCAUGACAACAUUUGAAAUUACAUGUUAAUUUUAUUCUCAAGGAAAUAAACAAUUUCACCCUGGCUUGCUAACUGUUGUGAAGUUGAACCUGUUAUAAAGGUUUACUCAUGAACUCCUAAAACUGGUAGAAUAUUGUUUUAAUGUAUGAAAAUCAUGCAGGCCAUAGUGCUAGAGAGCCAUAACCCUAAAGAACAAUUCAGAUGGUGACUGGUUGUGUUUGCCAGCGUUUCCUUCUGGUACAGGUAAAGUAUGGCUCAUGUGUGUUUGGCUCUUCCAGGGCUUUAACUGAGAUCUCAAAUAAUCUUGGUGUGAUUGUACACUUAUAUACGAAGAUUCUUUGUCUACAAAAUCUGAGAAGGGCUAAAAAUGUAUUCCUGUAGGUCAGUUUGCACGCAGGGAAUAUUCCCUUUUGAAUUUUGUAAUGGUUUGCCUCCUGCUAAUAAAAAUCCCCAGAGGCUUUUAAACCACCACUAUGUUUGGAUCAAGUCAUUGUAGCUGUAUGGUAAUAAAUUAGGGCAAUCUAAGCCUGGCUUUCACUUGACUAGAGCUGCCUGCCUAGGAUGGCACUUGCCCACGUAAAAUAUCUUGAAGACACUUUGUGUGCCUAAGCUGUCAGCUUUGCCCACUCUUUACCCAUUUUUGCAAGAUACUGAUGUGGUGGGUUGAUUCUGCUUGUAUGAAUCUGUACCUUCUUUGCAGAUUCCUUUGGAUGAGCUAGAAAACAGGCCUGCAUGCCUAAAAGCCUUACUUGAGCUGGGCAGCAGGCACACAACAU